Molecule: messenger RNA, 777 nt
Organism: Punica granatum (pomegranate)
Lineage: Eukaryota; Viridiplantae; Streptophyta; Magnoliopsida; Myrtales; Lythraceae
Source: RefSeq, a predicted model, not a curated record
AUGAGUCCACGGAGGCAGACUGAAGAAUCCCGGCCCAACUCCGAAGAUGGGUCAGCAGGGAGGCGAUCCAGCUGGGAGGAACAACCCGACCCAACUCGGCAACAAAAGCCAAGCCCGAAGACAAAGGAGAGGCCCAGAGAUGGAGAUGGGUCCAGUUCUGCCCAACAGGCUUUGGAAAAAGAUCAGGCGAUAGGGGGGCGAAUUUUUGGGGAAAAAGUGAGUGUUAAUUUGGAGACACUUGAAGAAGAUAAAAGUAAUGAGAUGGUUUUGCGGCGAUCUGAACGAGUUUCUAGUCAUCCUAAACACUUCAAGGACUACAUUGUUCAUACUGCUCGUCAUAAGACUCCCUUCCCUAACUCACCUACUUCCUCGGACUCCUCAGAUGCAUAUGAUUCCCUUUUUACCCUUCAUCAAGAUUACAUUUUUCUUGGGGUACUGGUUUAUGUUGAUGAUCUAAUCAUAGUAGGCAAUAGCUCUAGCCACUGUGAUUUCUUUAAGGGAUAUCUGGAUCAAUGUUUCCGUAUUAAGGACUUGGGACCUCUGAAGUACUUCCUUGAUAUUGAAGUUACUAUAAUGAAUUCUAGUAUUUUCCUCAGUCAACGGAAAUAUGUACUCGAUAUCUUGACCGAAUGUGGAAUGUUGGCAUCGCGACCAUCAUCUUUCCCCAUGGAGCAGCAUCAUCGACUUUCCACGAGUUUUAAUGACUUACUAUCGGAUCCUGGCAAGAGCCUCGCCAGGACCAUUGAGAUGCUGCUAUGCGGGUUCUUCGUUACUUAA